Oryzias melastigma (Indian medaka) is the source of this 2356-nucleotide messenger RNA. RefSeq names its product adaptor related protein complex 3 subunit mu 2 (gene ap3m2). Lineage: Eukaryota; Metazoa; Chordata; Actinopteri; Beloniformes; Adrianichthyidae. The coding region runs from base 165 to 1421 and encodes 418 amino acids. The transcript is spliced from 9 exons. Gene Ontology annotation, cellular component: cytoplasmic vesicle; clathrin adaptor complex. Gene Ontology annotation, biological process: endocytosis; intracellular protein transport. The record is from RefSeq and is a predicted model, not a curated record.
UUUUCUGGCCUCUGAUUGGUUGAUUCGUCGUAGCCUCCCGCCUCCUCGCUCGCAUCCUGAUCUUCUGCUCCACCUAACGGGAAGCAGAGACGGCCGCUUAAUCUUUUGGAGAAAGGGAGGCUUAAAAACACCAUUUCUCUUUUGCCUCUCCGCCUCCAGUCAGGAUGAUCCACAGCCUGUUCCUCAUCAACGCUUCGGGGGACAUUUUCCUGGAGAAGCACUGGAAAAGCGUGGUCAGUCGCUCCGUCUGCGACUACUUCUUCGAGGCGCAGGAGCGCGCCUCCGAGCCGGAGAACGUUCCGCCGGUGAUCCCCACGCCUCACCACUACCUCAUCAGCGUGCUCAGGCACCGGAUCUACUUUGUGGCCGUCAUACAGAGCGAGGUGCCGCCGCUCUUCGUCAUCGAGUUCUUGCACAGAGUUGUGGACACCUUCCAGGACUAUUUUGGAGUCUGUACAGAAGCGGCGAUAAAGGACAAUGUAGUUGUGGUGUACGAGCUGCUUGAGGAGAUGCUGGACAACGGCUUCCCCCUGGCAACAGAGUCCAACAUCCUCAAAGAGCUCAUAAAGCCUCCCACCAUCCUCCGCACCAUGGUCAACACCAUUACAGGCAGCACCAACGUGGGCGAGCAGCUCCCCACCGGCCAGCUCUCCGUGGUGCCAUGGCGACGCACCGGCGUCAAAUACACAAACAACGAAGCCUACUUUGAUGUGGUGGAAGAGAUUGACGCCAUCAUUGAUAAAUCAGGAUCGACCAUCACGGCAGAGAUUCAGGGCGUGAUCGACGCCUGUGUGAAACUGACCGGCAUGCCCGACCUCACGCUCUCCUUCAUGAAUCCUCGGCUGCUGGAUGACGUCAGUUUCCACCCGUGCGUGCGGUUCAAGCGCUGGGAGGCGGAGCGGAUCCUCUCCUUCAUCCCACCUGACGGAAACUUCCGGCUGCUCUCCUACCACGUCAGCUCCCAGAACCUGGUGGCCAUCCCCGUUUACGUCAAACACAACAUCACCUUCAGGGAGGGAAGCUCGCAGGGCCGCUUCGACCUGACUUUAGGCCCCAAACAGACCAUGGGGAAGGUGGUGGAGUCGGUGUUAGUGAGCAGCCAGCUGCCGCGAGGCGUCCUCAACGUAAACCUCAACCCCUCACAGGGCACCUACACCUUUGACCCCGUCACCAAGCUGUUGUCAUGGGAUGUUGGGAAGAUCAACCCGCAGAAGCUUCCCAGCCUCAAAGGCACCAUGAGCCUGCAGGCCGGAGCCUCCAAACCCGACGAGAACCCCACCUUCAACAUCCAGUUCAAGAUCCAACAGAUGGCAAUCUCAGGGCUGAAGGUCAACCGGCUGGACAUGUACGGAGAGAAGUACAAACCUUUCAAAGGCAUCAAGUACAUGACCAAAGCCGGCAAGUUCCAGGUCCGGACAUGAAGCUCUGCUGCUGCGCGAGCUCGGGACCAAACCUCCAUCAGGAGGGUGGGGUUGGGGGGGCUGGUUUAUGUGUGUUUGCAUUGGGCCUCUCAGCUCCACCCACAGAUCAAUGUAGCAGCUGAUGGAGCUCUGACCUUGAAACUUCUCCUCCUCCGUCCACACUGAACUCAGUUUAGCCCAAAUGAUGGUUCUGCUCAUGUUUGGACCCCUCUUUUAGGGUUUGGGCCAAACCAAAUCAUCCAAAAAAAAAAAAUAAGCAGAAUUCACAUAAACAAAUGUGUUUAAAAUGUGGGUAGGAAAAAGUAAGAACAAAAUGUCCUCCUUUUUUAUUUUUAUCAGUUAUAUCAAAAUAGGGUGCUUCUUCUUUUUUCGUUUGUUUUGGUCUUCUGUUUGUUCUACAGCAUUUCCAAUGACUGUGGCCCAGUCAGGCUGGUACUAAUUUAAUCCUUUAUGGUCCAAACUUCAGCCCAGCCCUCACCUGUUUUACAUUUCAGGUGUUAUUUAUUCAAAUGAUGCUGAAAAUCAUUUUUUUUCCCUUUUUCAACAUGUUUUUUUUAAGCUUUAACUCAGUCUGUGCAUUCAAUAUUUAAACUAAAAAGGACAUUUAUGGUAUUUUAUCAUUUAUCUAUUACAACAACAACAACGUUCCUUGUUCCUGUGUAACAAGAUUCUGACUGUCGCCGUGGCAACUGCAGGAGUCGAAGGGAUCCACGCUUCCCCUCGUCCCCUGCGUGUAAAACCGGCCAGCCGUCAUUCCCUGUUUUGCAUUUGUUUGCAUGGAACAAGCCAAAAAUGGUGAUAAAUGAGUGAUUAUGGAGCUUUUUAAUGAGACGAGGUACACUCAGAGGCCUGCAGUUUGUGUUUACAGCCUUCGGUUUUCUGCAGCCUCUGACUGAAUGUUGCUACGAUGAAAAUAAAGAAUCAGUGUGCUGAAA